This is a messenger RNA of Huiozyma naganishii CBS 8797, 1047 nucleotides long. RefSeq names its product GTPase GPN2 (gene GPN2). Gene Ontology annotation, molecular function: GTPase activity. The record is from RefSeq and is a predicted model, not a curated record. The transcript has a single exon. Gene Ontology annotation, cellular component: cytoplasm. Bases 1 to 1047 code for a protein of 348 amino acids. Lineage: Eukaryota; Fungi; Ascomycota; Saccharomycetes; Saccharomycetales; Saccharomycetaceae.
AUGCCGUUUGCCCAGAUUGUCAUUGGACCUCCAGGUUCAGGGAAGUCGACGUACUGCCACGGUUGCUCGCAGUUUUUCAAUGCGAUCGGGAGGCACUCACAGAUUGUAAAUAUGGACCCUGCAAACGACAGACUGCCCUAUCCCUGUGCUGUGGACAUCCGUGAUUUUAUCACUCUCGAGGAGAUCAUGCAGGAACAGUCGCUGGGCCCGAACGGUGGGCUCAUGUACGCGUUGGAGUCCCUGGACCAGUCCAUCGACCUGUUCAUCUUGCAGAUCAAAAACCUCGUCAUGGAGGAGAGGGCGUACCUGGUGUUCGACUGCCCAGGGCAAGUCGAGCUGUUCACACACCACUCUGCGCUGUUCCACAUAUACAAGCGGCUGGAGAAGGAAUUGGACCUACGAUUCUGCGUCGUGAACUUGAUAGACUGCUACUACAUCACGUCCCCGUCACAGUAUAUCUCGAUCCUCUUGCUGGCGCUACGGUCCAUGCUGAUGAUGGAUCUGCCUCAAGUAAACGUGUUUUCGAAGAUCGAUAUGCUCAAGUCGUAUGGCCCGCUGCCCUUCAAGCUGGACUACUACACAGAUGUACAGGACUUGGAUUAUUUAUUACCGCACGUCGAGGCAGAGGGGACAAGCGUGCUCGGGAAAAACUACAGUAAACUGACAGCGACAAUCAGCGAGAUGGUCUCUGAUUUUAACCUUGUGUCUUUCGAAGUGCUCGCGGUCGAUGACAAGGAGAGCAUGAUAAAUUUGCAAAGUGUCGUUGAUAAAGCGAACGGCUAUAUAUUUGGGGCCUCAGAGGUGGGCGGUGACACUGUGUGGGCAGAGGCCACCAGGGAGGGUGCCCUGAGAGAGCACUACGACAUUCAAGAACGGUGGAUCGAAAACAAAGAAACGUACGACAAACAGGAGCCGGAGCGCAGGCAGCAGCUGCUCAAGGAAAAGGAACUGCAGGAAAAAGAGGUAAACGUCGAUGAGGAGGACGACGAGUGGGAAUCCGCACUCAAAGAAUGGGAGGAGAAGCAGGGCGCCGACUACGUGCGCUGA